Messenger RNA from Nerophis lumbriciformis (worm pipefish), 954 nucleotides. NCBI's taxonomy places the organism in Eukaryota, Metazoa, Chordata, Actinopteri, Syngnathiformes, Syngnathidae. The record is from RefSeq and is a predicted model, not a curated record.
AUGGCGAACGGCGGCCAGAAAGUUGUGCUGAUCACCGGCUGCUCCUCCGGCAUCGGCCUGAGAAUCGCCGUCACGUUGGCCGCAGAUGAGAAGAAGCGUUACCAUGUAAUUGCGACAAUGCGGGACCUGAAGAAGAACAACAAACUGGUGGAAGCGGCGGGAGACACGUACGGGAAGAAUUUGGUGUUGCUGCCCCUUGACGUGUGCAGUGACGAAUCAGUUAAGCAGUGCAUCAACAGUGUGAAGGACCGCCAUAUUGAUAUCUUGAUUAACAAUGCAGGCGUGGGUUUGCUGGGCCCCUUGGAGAGCAUCAGCAUAGAUGAGAUGAAGCGAGUGUUCGAGACCAACUUCUUUGGCGUCGUGCGCAUGAUCAAAGAAGUUAUGCCGGACAUGAAGAAGAGGAGGUCCGGACACAUUGUAGUCAUGAGCAGUGUUAUGGGUCUUCAAGGAGUUGUUUUCAAUGAUGUCUACACUGCUUCCAAGUUUGCCAUGGAGGGCUUUUGCGAGAGCAUGGCUGUGCAGCUGUUGAAGUUCAAUGUCAGGUUGUCGAUGAUCGAGCCCGGCCCGGUGCACACAGAGUUCGAGACGAAGAUGAUGGAAGAUGUGGCCAAGAUGGAGUACCCGGGAGUGGACGCUGACACAGUCCGAUACUUUAAAGAUGUUUACCUGCCAUCUUCUAUAGAUAUUUUCGAAGCCAUGGGUCAGACGCCGGAGGAUAUAGCCAAAUGCACUAAGAAGGUGAUCGAGUCAAACAGCCCCCGCUUCAGGAACCUAACCAACAGCUUGUACACGCCCAUCGUGGCCUUGAAGUACGCCGACGAGACCGGCGGCCUGUCCGUCAACACCUUCUACAACCUGCUCUUUAAUUUGGGACCUCUCAUGCACUUCACCAUGAGCAUCCUCAAGUGCCUGACGUGCAGCUGCCUGCGCAGACGCACAGUUUCACCUAAUUGA